AUGUCCCACCAGGAAUAUGGCAGUUCUACUCAUUCGUCAGAGGAAGAGGAACAGAAGAAUAGAAGCUUAAGUGAAUACUACUUUGCAGUGAAAGGCUUUGCUGUACUAUUACCCAAAAAUGAAUGCCAGCUGGGUAGAGGAAGACGGACAACCAAAGCCCCUCCUGAUAUCCAGGCACACCUGCAGUUGAUGCUGCACUUGCUCUGUCAAGGGGACACACUUCACAUGGCUGUCCGCUUGGAGUCACAACACGCUGGUCGUGUGCGGUACUUGAGUGUGGUGGGUAGGAUGGGACGGCAGGAUACUGAAGAAGAUUGUUUAUUAGGCAUAGAUUUUAGUACAGAAAAACCAUCCAUUGGUCUGGUAGUUCCUGUUCUGGCAGACACAAUGAUAAAUUUAGAUGGUGAUGGUGGAUUCAGUGUAAGCACAGGAGGGAGGAAACACAUCUUUAAGCCUAUCUCCGUACAAGCAAUGUGGUCAGCGCUUCAGACCCUCCACAAAUCCAGUUCCAAGGCUCAGGACGCCCACUAUUUCCUCGGCGGCCUCAACCAUGAUUGGGUGGGCUACUACGAGCGGGGCGUGGCCUCCGACCAGUCCUGCAUCAAUGAGUGGAAUGCUAUGGAUAGCCUCGAAUCCAAGCGACCCCCCUCGCCUGACUCUCUUACAGACAAAGAAGAGACGCAGCUCCUCAUCCGUAAUAAACUGAAGGAAAUUAUGAUGAGUGUGGACAUCGAUGAGGUCACAUCCAAAUACAUCCGACAAAGGCUAGAGGAAGAUCUAGCCAUGGACCUUUAUAAAUUUAAGUCAUACAUUGACCAGGAGAUGAUGACCAUCCUGGGCCAGAUGGAUGCUGCAACAGAGAUCUUCCCUCAUGUGUACUUAGGAUCUGAGUGGAAUGCUUCAAAUCUGGAGGAAUUGCAGAAUAAUGGGGUGGGUUAUAUACUCAAUGUAACCAAGGAAAUAGAUAAUUUCUAUCCUGGAACAUUUGACUACCUCAACAUUCGAGUUUACGAUGAUGAGAAGACAGAACUCCUUAAACACUGGGACCGCACCUUUAGAUAUAUUGCACAAGUCAAAGAGAAAGGGUCAAAGGUCCUGGUACACUGCAAGAUGGGCAUCAGCAGGUCUGCCUCAGUAGUCAUUGCAUAUGCUAUGAAAGCUUUCAACAUGAGUCUGGAAGAAGCUCUUUCGCUUGUGAAGAAGAAGAGAAGCUGCAUCAAACCUAAUAAGGCUUUCUGUGGUCAACUGAAGACUUAUGAGGGUAUUCUUGAUGCCAGUAGGCAACGACAUAACAUUCUGUGGCGCAGCAAAUCUGAGACAAAUCUCAAGUCUACCUCAGCACAAGCCAAUCGACCAACUCAAACAAACCAUGAAAACAAUAAUUUAUCUCUUAAUGAUAAUGUAGACAGCAGCAACAAUAAUGAUAAUAGACAUAAAAGCUCAGAGGAGCUAACUGCAUAUGAAACUACUUAUAGGGCCUUAACUGUGCGCAUUCCAUCUCCCUGCAAUGGAGAUGAAGUGAGACGCCCAAAGUCAUGGUCACCAGAUGAUCACACAGCUGGACUGUUGUUUCCUCAAGAUUCUGACCAAGGUGGGAGUGACUUUGGAGACUCAUGGCGCCGAUCUCAAUCACUUAAUACACAGUCUUGGCGAGCACAUGUAACAGUGCAGCAGAGGGACUUAAGAGAUAUUGGCACAGAGGGAUCACCAGUGGAAGACAAUGAGAGUGAUUUUCCUGAGGCAGUAGUGGAAGCUGUUAACCCACUAUAUUCUGAUAAUUCAUCUGAAAGUACGAUUAAUGAAGUUUCUGGACUCCAGCUGUCAUCAUCAGUCAAAGAUAGGAUCAAUGAGUUUGAAAGUGUACAAACUGUAAGUCAAGCUACAGUGAAAAAAUCCCAGAAUGGAAAGAAAGGGGAGGUUGUACAGUUACAAAAUACCACCACAUCAAGUGAUGAUUUCAGUGACCAGUCAAGCACAGCUGAAUUAGAAAAAGCUAUAGAAACCUUUCUCUCCCCAGGCAUUGAAGACCUGCAGGGUAGUGAGCCAGUAGUUUCACAAACUAAGCCAGCUGCUCAGAAGCUUCAGGCUGUUUUAGUACCAUCACAUCUUUGGCAAGAGGAAUGUUCAGAAAUAGAAGAAAGUGUGGAUCCUAUGGAGAGUCCUGUAGGUGUGCCAAAAGAAGCCAUUACCUGGCCAGCAGGCAUAGUUAAAAGGCAGAAGCAAGACUUUGAAGAGAAGGUAAAAAUGACUGAUUCUAAGACAGUUCCUAGUUGCAAAGAGCUUGAUUCACCACUAUCGAGGCAGAGUUCUUCUAGUUCAUUAAGUAGUCAAUUUCAGAGGGUAGAAGUUGUUAGGUCCCCCAGUUAUGGACGUCAAGAUUCGGUUGGAUCGGACUCUGUAAAGAAGGAUGACCCGUUUUCUGCUAAGCUUGAUAAAGUGUUUGAUCGUGAGGAGAGAAAACAGCAGAGACUGAGCACAGUUAGUCCCUUAAUUGGGGAAGUAAAAGAGACUCCAUCUCGCAACAGUUCAUGGGGUUCCUUUGACAGUGCUGUAGUGUUAGCAGACAGAGACUUUCCCUCAAGGCAGAGUUCAUGGGGGUCCUGUGACACAAGAGGAACAGCAGGCACUAUAGCCUCUAGAAAUAGUUCUUUUGGCCCCUAUGAUAUUAAGCAACAGCCUCUUCGAGAAGAUCCAGAGUCGGUAGUGCCAAUAAGUAACAUAACAGGAACCUACUUUGAAAAGGACUGUGGGCCAUUUUCUCCAGGAACUAUCAGAAGAAACCGGAGUAAAAAUUCUGAAACCAAGGAAGGCAUUGUUGAUGAUGUUAAGAUGCAAUCUAGUGAACCAGAAGAAAUUGAGGAUGCCGUGAUGGAAGAUUUGCCUCAAUACAAACCAGUUGCAAAUGUUAAGGCUUAUGGCCCUGCUCCUUAUAAAAGUCCUGUAGAAAGAGUUCCGCCAACAGACCUUAAUGAUGAAGGAAUGGAAGAAACCCCUGAAGGAUUAGAUUGUCAUAAAAAUACUCUUAGUGUACCUGUUCACAUUCCAGAUAGUACAAAUCCUUCAGCUUCUGACAAGUCCCAAUCCAUUAUAAUUAGCCCUGGUGCACCUCUUGGACAAAGCAUAAGCCCUAUGUCUGAUAUAGAAAUUUCAAGUGAGAAGAGUGUAUUCAACAAAACUAGCCCAGUAACAGAGGAUGAAGUUCCUGUUCCAGGCACAGUCAAACAGCAUAAGCAGCUACUUGAGAGCAGGACAGAAGGAAUUGAAAAAGAAAAACUUGUAACACCAAAUUACAAUCGUUCUCAGAGUUAUUCUACACCUGAUACUGAGAAGAAAGAAACAAGUCCAACAAGCCAACUUAGUCGAAGUUUUUCAGAAAAAAGAGCAAAAUUUGAAGGGCAACUAGAAGGUGAAACAGAAGAAGGCAAAGUAAAAAAAAUAACUCGAGCCCUUGAACAACAAAAAUAUGAUGAAAAAUUCCAGCAACUCAGAAUAAAAGGUAUUAGGAAAAGAUCUCAUAGUCUUGAGCGCCUUAGCACAUCACCUACCUCUCCAGGUUGCUCUACACAGCAAUUUCUUGAUCAGCUAUUUGACCAGACUCAAGCUGAAGUUAGAGAGCUAGAGGAAGAUUUACCUAGUGAAGAGAUUUGUGUGAAAAGUUUAGUUGGAAAAUUUGAAGAUUCUCAAGACAAAAUGCAAUACAAGGUUCAGACUAGGAAUGUUAGAGCCAAGUCUGACAGUUCAACUCCAGACAAGUUCCUACCACCUGUUCCUCAAAGAAAAUCCAGUCUAGACUAUAAUUUCAAACCAAAUCUUCGAGCACAAUCCCAACCACCCCCUACUCCCCUAAGGUCAUCAGCAUCAGGAAGCAGUCUUUCUCCUGUUGUGAAAGUGCCCAUCCACAAGCCACCACCUGGAGGACGUGGCCAGACAUGUGGGGUUGAAGUGCGGCAAAAGAAACAACAAGGAAAAACGCAUCCUUUAACAAAGUUAACAAGAGCAAAUAGGGAGAAUUACCACACUAUGUAACUUAUUUGAUUUUUAAUUUUUAUUAUUAUUUUUUUUUUCUUUAACAUUUUGUUGAGGAUGCUGAUAUGAAUGCUUCCAUCUGUGAAAUCCUCUUAUUUGUGAUACGUAGACUAAGGUUAACAUUUGCCACUUUCAGACGAGGCACAGAUACCCAAAUAGUAAGAAUGUUGCUUUAUUUGCAUAUAAAUGAACGAAUCUCAUCAAGAGAUGUUUUGCUGUAAGUGGCCACGAACUUCCAGAUAACUUUUGUGCCUCUUCAAUAGAUCAUGUCUGCUAGUUCAUGGGAAAUGACAAAGAAAAAAAAUCAUACACAAAAACACAUACAGUCUUAAAAUAUGUAAUUACUAGAAAUUUGUCAUCAUUAAAUCCCAUGAAUGGCAGGUACUAGCUAUGUGGUUCUUCCUGGUAUCUUAAUUACAUCACUAGUCGUCAAAGUAGGACCAUAAUUCAGGACAUGACAGAAGUGUGUGCUGCGUUAGAAUGACAUAAGUAAGAAUUCUGAAGCCUCAUUAAUGUCUGUUUAAGUAAUGCCAAGGGUAUAAGAAAGUAAGAGUAUUCAUUUCUAUUACUUUAAUAACUACCUUGCAUUCACAGUAUCCUGUGUAAAAAAUAUGUAUUUAAAAAGUAAUCAUGCAAAGAUAAAAAAAGAAAAAAAAAUCCAGCUGUCAGGAAAACCUGUAUGACCUUUUUCAGUAGUGUGAAUGCAGUGUGGAACACUCAGCACCACCUGUUUUUUAUGGUGUUGCUUCAGAAUUUGGGCAGUAGUUCCCUUCCUCAUACUGGUUUCUUCCAAUUUGAGGAAAUAAAUCUUGUGCAACUUAAGUAGUGCAUAACUCGUCAUUUUCAUAUGAGUGUGCUAGUCCCUGCUUCUACUUCUAUUUUCUAGUCUAGCUUCCACCUGUUACCCCAUUCUUAAAAGAUGUUAAAUCGUUAGUAGUCUGUGUCUUUUUUUUCCAUGACAUCAAGUGUCUGGCAUGAAUGUUUGAAAUUUAUGCAUUGUUGUAUUCACAAAUUGUAUAUUCAGUGAAUUUACACCUAGGCUUGUUGGGCACCAGAUAACAGUCUGCCAUAUUUUAAUAGUUCUCAUUAUGUUGACAGUUUGAACUUCAGUUUCCAUCACAGUAUCUAGUGUCAUAGAUAUGUGAUUGUGAUGUGCCAGCAUGUUUAUGUCCCAUAAAUGACAGGUUGAUAAUAGCCAGUGAUGUAUGUUAAAUUAAUGUCAUACAUGUAAUGCAAGAAUUGUUAUUUGCAAGGAGUAAAAAAAAAAAAUAGAAUCUGACUUUUCUGCUAUUUUAUGGCUGGUGUCAGUAGACAUUCCUCCUUUUUGCUCAAUUAAGAUGACUUGCACUACUUAGUGUCAUCCCCCUGUGUGUUAAGUUUAUGAAUGUGUACUUGACCAGUUAAAAUAUAUACCAUUUUAAUAUUGUUUGUCAUACAGCUAAAGAUAUUUAAUUGCUGCUUGAUGGACACUUUGUACACCAAUUAUUAUACUUAUCCUUUUAUCCCUUUUAAUUGUAAUUUGUUCAUGUCAAACAGUCUAUGAAUAAUAGUCAACAAAUUUUGUGUGUGGAUGUGUGUGUUUGCUUGUGUGGAUGUUUGCAUGUGUGUGUAUAUAUAUACACAUAAUGGUGCAGUAUGUGUAAAUGAUGCAUGGAGAAAGACCUUACCUAGGCCACCUGGUCCCAGUGUUACCACUAUCAUUGCAAACACAACAUUCUUUGCUGUCACUUACUUGCUCGCAGCCUUUAUAAAAUGAAGUAUGUAUAUAAUCUCUGAUUGUAACUUCCUUGUCAUAAUGAUAUUGGUGAUUUACAAUGUAAUUUAUGUAUAACAGUGGUGUGCUAUAUUUUGUAUAUAAUUUGUACAAGAAUCUAAUUUAUGAUAAUAAAAUAAAAUUGAAACCA
Messenger RNA from Penaeus chinensis, 5930 nucleotides. RefSeq lists its product as uncharacterized. NCBI's taxonomy places the organism in Eukaryota, Metazoa, Arthropoda, Malacostraca, Decapoda, Penaeidae. Gene Ontology annotation, molecular function: protein tyrosine/serine/threonine phosphatase activity; actin binding. Gene Ontology annotation, biological process: protein dephosphorylation; negative regulation of actin filament polymerization; actin cytoskeleton organization. The record is from RefSeq and is a predicted model, not a curated record. Gene Ontology annotation, cellular component: cytoplasm.